This is a messenger RNA of Eruca vesicaria subsp. sativa (arugula), 717 nucleotides long. Lineage: Eukaryota; Viridiplantae; Streptophyta; Magnoliopsida; Brassicales; Brassicaceae. The record is from the annotation of a GenBank genome assembly.
AUGUCUUCGUGUGCCAUCAUCUCAAACCCAGUUCGUACCGUAAAGAUCUUGAAGAGAAGAAGUCCUUACAGUGGUCUGUUUGGUUGGAACUCCGGUGAGAAACCAGACAAUCUCCGACUGCCACAGAAACUGGUCUACCACGACGACGUCGAAGUUCCUUUCUCUCUUUCGUUGGUAAACAAAACCUUCCUAAAGGGAAAAGAAUUAAAAUGUUGCUACAAGGCAAGCAUCGAUGGGUUUAGCGCAACAAAGUUCCAUGAACUUUGUGAUUUCAAAGGUCCAUGUGUUAUCAUAGCUUACACCAAAGACAUGUCUUUCAAGUUUGGUGGAUUUAGCUCUGAAGGCUAUAGAAGCACUGAUGAUUAUUAUGAUACAUUCGACGCUUUUCUCUUCUACUGGCUCGACGAGAGCGAUGAACCAGUCGUCCUUCCUAAGGUUGGAGGUAGUGGAGCGGCUCUGUUUGAUUAUGCACGGGGAGGGCCUCAGUUUGGAGCUGACGGGCUUCUUAUUGGACCACCUUUAGCUCCAGUGAUGGGCGGAUUUGCUGGUCCGGAUACGAACUCAGGGAUUGGUGACUUGAGGAUGGCUAAGUCUAGAUUGGGCUUGUCAUAUGCUAAGAGAAAAGAUGGGAAAGAAUCUAUCUUUGGAGAUGAAACUAAGGUUAAUCUUGACGAUGUCUUGGUCUUUUGUAGCCCUUACAUUGCGUCUUUGUAUUAG